UUUUUUUUUUUACUUUUGUUUUGGGAAACAUCUGUCGCGCCUUCUGCGGAUGUUUUCCGGCAGCGCGGCGCCUUUUAUUUCUCUCUCUCUCUCUCUCUCUCUCUCUCUCUUUCUCUCUGCGACUGCGCGAGGCAGGAAGUGAACAUUACUCGCGGUAAUUGCGAGUUUCCUUCAGGCCUGCUUAUCGCGGCCUCUCAUCUCGGGCGUAAUUAAAGCGAAUCGUCGCCAUUAUUGUUCUUUUGUUUUGUUAUUUGCGCAGUGAUACCUUCCUGAACGAAUUUGCUACGCGUGACGUAGCUCUAGGCCGAGUUCAUAAACCACGCAAGAGCGCAAGGACGCAGCAUGUGACAACAAACGCAAGAAAACUACAGUAUUUUAUGAAACACGCCAGUCGAAAGACAUCUCCACCCCUAGCUUAAAAAUGUAAAACAGUAGAAAAAGUUUUCUUUAUCGGGCUUUUUUUCAAGAACAAUGUAAGCAAGUACUUCCCGUAAACGAGUGAUAUUCUUAAUACCUUGAAUUAAAGGCGUAGUUUGUUUUAACUGUGUGAUAGUUUAGUAAGUCCAAACGUGAUGCGUGUGAUAAAAAAUGUCGUGGCUUUCUAUCCAUAGGCGUGUAACAUCUCCAACUUAAAAUAUUUCAAACACUUUACUUCAAUAUAGAAGGUGGAACCACAAGCCGAAAUGCAAUAGGAAAAUACAUUUGUCUAAUUGAUAUGUAAGUUUUCGUUAGUACACAAAAAUUAUUUACUAAAAAAAAAUUUCUUUAUGUGUAGGGCAAUAUAGGCUACACCGUAACGGAAUUUUAAACGUAAGUUAUCGCUACACUUGAUAUGAAUAAGGUGUCAUUCAGGAAAAUAAAUCAGUACACAUAUGGGUCAUUUAGACUACUUUUUUUAAAAUCUCAUGAUUGUGGCUUUCAGAUAAUUUUCAUUGUGUAUAUGUUAUAAAGUUUGAAAAAUGUUUACAUUUUUAAAUGUAACGUGAUUUUUUUAUCGAGGGAAUAAAUAAUCAGUGAAUUUAAGAUUUUUUUUUAAUAUUGCCUUGUUUAUUUAGAGAGGUAAAUGUGUUGAUAAUUCAGGGAUUGACGAUUUUUGACACGCCUUAGUAACCAGAAGCGUUUUAUAUCAAUUAUUGCGUCUAAAACCCUCACAGCAAGAAGCUUUCACGCUGUACUCAACUUUCGCUUGGUGCAGGUGACGGGUAGGGGCGCGUUGCUUGGGUGAAUCAAUCGUGAACGAUUAGUGCCGCGUCGGGGUGAUUGAAAAUAGACUGUUCCGAACGGCGUUAACUCAGACGAGGUCUGAACGAGCUUCCCCUCCAAGUAGACGGGUGUUUUGACGUGCGGCAGGCCUAUAAAACCACGACCCUUCCCCCCCAAUUCCACGAGCGAAAAACUGCCUGGAACAGCGGCCAUAUCCUGCGCGUCGGAUUGUCGUUAUUGCGAAUUGGAGGUGCCCUCUGCGGCGCGAGCGACGUAGUUUCCAUCCCCCCCUUCUUUUUUUUUUUCUUUUGGUCGACAUCCCCCCCUCCACCCAGCACCACGGCCGUCCACCACUCCCGUGCCCUCGUGCCACUUCGCCCCUCCCUCGCAUCGCUCCGUCUCUCUCGCGCUCCGCCUUCCCCUCCUGCGGCGACCUUACCACCCCUCCCGCGGUGUCCCGUUUUUCUUCCGACCCGAGUCAACAAAACACCAUCAGUCGAGUUCCGCGCGUCGAUUGGGAAGGUCGCGCGCUCACGGUUUUUUUGAUUUUUUCUUUUUUUUUUCUUUUAGUUUACUUCUUCCCCCACCUCCCCCUAAAUUAUAUUGGUUUUUCCCUCCCUUUCCCCUACCGGAUCCGUCGUUGUGUUCAGCCUGGUUGUGUUUUUGUUGUGUUGUACGCCGCUCGUUGUCGGGAGCACGGUGAGAUCAGUUCCGGAGUGUCGCGGACGUGAUGUGCCGCGUCGGGUGAACGCGCGCGCGCGCGUGUGUGGCGGGCGCGUGCUGCGAGGAUGCGGUGCAAGCUGUGCGAGAUGCUGACGGACCGGCCGAUGAACGUCGCGCUGCUGGGGGGGCAACACCACCAGCACGGCCAGCAGGCGGCGGCCCUGCCCCCGCCGCCGCCGCCGGUCCCCGCCGCCGCCGCCAACCCGUUCUGGCCCCCGCAGUUCGGCCUGCGCGACCUCAUGCUGGCCGCGUACUUGCUGCGAGGUAAGGAACUGCUUCUGAGUUUUCGUACAAAUCUAGGAUCACCGCAAGGCUACUACCAGCCCGCGGGGCCGCUCAUCUCGUCGCACCACCACCUGCACGCCGCCCCCGCCGCCUCCAACCCGGGCAAGGCGCCCGCCGUGCUGUCCACCCUCGAGGCGUCCGCCACCCCGACGCCGCCGCCGUCGGCCGCCAGCCACACCAGCCACACGAGCCACACCAGCCACACCAGCCACAGCGUGCCGCCCUCGCAGAUCGUCUCCUCCAACUCCACGCCGUCGGGGACGACGCGUGGCGGCGACGAGUCGUCCGACAACGACGUCAUCAUCACGGCGACGUCAUGCGCGUCUGGCGGCGAAGUGACCCAGCAGCAGCAGCCGCCCACGUACCGCUACCCGGCCGCCUACCCGCCGCCCGCGACGGCCACGCCGCACUACGCCUACCCCUACACCCAGCACUACCCCAGCCCGCCCGCCUCCGCCAGCGUGCAGUACUCGGCCGCGCCGCCGCACUACCACCACGCGCAGGACCUCUGCUACUCGGGCUACCCCGCCGCCAGCGCGCCGGCCCCCUACUUCCACAAGGCGUACUCGACGCCGCCGCCGGCCGCCUACCACCGCCGCUACCUGGCGCCGCAGUACUACACCUCGGAGCUGUACCCCUCCGCCGCCGCCGCAGCAGCCGCCGCCGCCUCCGCGUCCACGCCGCCCCAGCAGGGCUCCGCCGCCUCGCAGCAGCAGCCGCCGCCGCCUCCGCAGGCCACGCAGCAGAUGGUGGUGGCCGGGGGCGGUAGCUACCUGCCCGCCUCCAGGGAGCACGCCGUGCCGCCGCCGCCGCUGGUGGACAGCUACCCGCCGCCGCCCAUAGUGGACCCUUAUCCCCCGCCGCCGGGCUACUACACGGGCUACGCCGCCGGCCCCGCCUCCGCGGCCUGCUACACGCACUCUCCGCCUUCACGGGGGCUGUUCAUAGAUCCUGCGUACCCUAGUUGCCCGUGCCCCAUGCAGUCGUGUCCAAAAAACGUCCAUACUGGGCCUCUUACUGGUGAUGGUAAGGGGCCUCAUCUCCUGAGCAAGCAGCAGCAUCCUCUGCCCCCGGUGGUCCUGGCGCUCCCGCUGGAGCCGCCAGGGGCGCUCGGGCCGCCCAGCCCCGCGCGGGGCAGCGCCGGGAUAUCCCAGCCGCCCACCCCGGCGGCGGCUUCCGCGAGGAACCCGGGCGCGCCCCCAGAGGACGAGGACUGCGCCCCCUUCACCUGGAGCUCGGAGGCCCAGCUGGACGACAGAGAGCCGCCCCGGCAGGACAAGCAGCUGCCCGAAGACCCCGACUACCGCCUCCCCGGAGACGACGCGUCCCAGCACCGCCUGCUCACGAUCAUGAAGCAGCCGCAAUCGCCAGACUGCGGCAAGCCGAUCAGCAGGAGGUCCUCGGCGGACUGCCCGAGUGAGAGCAAAAACGUACCUUUGUUGAUGUGCGAUACUUUCCAGAGCAGGAGUGCCAACGCCCCCGCAGCGGAGGAGGAGGUCGUGCGGGCGGAGACGGACGGUGUCAAGUACGAAGACAAACCGGUGGAGGUUGAAGUGAGCACUGCGAAGUUGUCGAGUUCAGCUGUCGCCGAGCCAGAACCCGACGCUCCCAGGGUGGAAUCGGGCCAGAAGAGGAAGUCGGAUGUCAUGGAUUCCGAAAAAGGCGAGAAGAUUCUGUUGCCUGCGCCCAAGAGACAAAAGUCUUUAAAAAGCAGCAAACUGGCAAGUGCCGCAAUGAAAGAUUUGGAUAGUUUGAAAAAAGAAAAUCUGUCCCCGAAGAUAGUCUCUUCUGCCCAAGAUAACAUCACCAAGAAAACUGCUCCUCUUUCUUCAAACAAUAACUCUGUGGCUAACGUGGUACCUUGUCCAAAGAAGAGGAAGCUACAGGACAUCAAGCAUUCAAGUGAGAAUGCAGAACCUGUAGAACCUGUACUUCCGGCAGCUAAGAAAAAAAAAUUAGCUGCGAAAAUUUCAAAAAAUCUAAAAGACUCUAAAACUAAAACAUAUCCUUCACGUGCUAAACAAUUAAAGGACAAAUCUCAUGCAAAUGGUAUUACAAGGGAUUGUGAUUCAAUUAAUGUAAAUGUUUUGGAAAGUGCGUUGUGUAGGAAUAGAACAAUGCUCAAUAAUUCAGCUAAAAAAAAUAACUUACCUACAGUUCCUGUUGAAAAUGGCAAAAUGCCUACCACCAAAGUUGAAUGCAAAGCAAAAGCAAAUAAUGGUUGUCCAGUUCCGCAAAAGAAGCAUGUAUUGAGGAAGACAAAGCAGAAUGAUUUGGUUAAUGAUAUACCUAAUACACUACCAACAGCUUCGAACAAAUCUCGCCGGAAAAACUCCUCUACUGUCGACACAAACAGUGCAGCCAACAAGCCUACAAGUAAGAAGUCAAAUUUGCUUCAAAGUCAGCACAGAAGGGAGUCAUUAUCAGAAGAAGAGACUGAAGUCAUUCCUAAAGUGCAGUGUUUGGGUGGUGUAAGAAGGCCAUCUUUGGCUGCAAACAAGAAAGAACAGUUGAAGGGACAAGUUAAGAAAACUGUGAAAACUAGCAGUGAGGUAUUGGAACACGAAAACAAUGGUUUGGUGACAGUUUGUAGUAAAAAAGCUCCUUUGAAGCGAUGUGCAUCAAUAACACCAAAGUGGUCGAAUGGCUGGUCUUGGAAUGGAGAACCUUUCUUCGCAAAGGUCUUUUUGUCGAGUGAUGAUGCUCCGCAGAUGCGGAAGUGCUACCCUUCGAUGCGGCACAUAGAGGGAGACAUCAUUUGCCCGCGGGACUGUGUGCUGCUCAAGUCUGGGACGCGUAAAGUUGACUUGCCGUUCAUCGCCAAAGUAGCUGCGCUGUGGGAGAACCAAGAUGAUGGCGAGAUGAUGGUGUCGCUGCUGUGGUACUACAGGCCGGAGCACACGGACCAAGGUCGCCGGGAAGAGCACAUGGAGGACGAGGUAUUCGCCUCCAAGCACAAAGACACGAACAGCGUGGCCUGCAUCGAGGACAAGUGUUACGUCCUCACGUUCAACGAGUACUGCAGGUUCCGGAAGAGCCAGAGGCGUCAGGAGGAGGGCGUGAGGGAGCCGGCGCUGGUGGUGCCGCAGUCCGAGGCAUACGCCCGCACCAGCCGCCAGCCGCCCGCGACUGUCCCCCCGGACAUGGUGUUCUUCUGCAGGAAGGUCUACGACUUCCGGCAGCGCAGGAUCCUGAAGAACCCGGGGUGAAAACUUGUGGCGCGCGUGGACGUUAAAACGAAAUGGUUCAGGAGAAGUGACGGCGGACGACCAGGUUUUUUUUCGUAAAUCGUAGUACAUUAUAUAGUAUGUUGAUUGUGUAUUAUCUCACAGCUAGUCUUUCAGAAUAUGUGAUGUUUUACCAGAAUAACUAUCUGAGGUACUUGUUCACUGGGAGGAACUAAGACGUGUAUCUUCUUUGUCUCGUGAAAUGUUAGAGCAGAUGAUUAAUUGAGAGGUAACGUGCAUUUAGGAACUGCUGAUAUUCUAGGAGUACAAUCCAUUUAGGAGUUAAAAUGUGAGAUUGUUUUCACAAUACGAGCAUCAUUGAAAUAUAUUAUUGUUUCAAGAUGAGGAAAAAAAGAUUUUCUUGCAAAAUCUCAAAUUAAGGCAACUUUUGGAAGGUAAAUAUGCAGUAGAAUAAAGAUUCUUGCAAGUCACUUAUUCUUUUUUAUUUGUGUGUAAGAUUACUUUGUUUUUACAAACACGUUUCCUCAAAAGUAUGAGUAUAAAUUUUAUUUCUUUGGAAAUAAAUUAAGUCAAUAAAUGUGUGUUAUUACAUAGUGAAAAAUAUGAAGACAAAUAUACCUAAAUUAGCCUUUUCAGUGAAGUGAUUUUUGUAAAAAUUUUAAUGUAUAACUGAGCAUUCUGUCAUCACAAGCUAAUGUUUCAGGGAGAACAGAAUUAAAUAGUGGUACACAAUGGAAGGGCUUUAUGCCUAUAAAUUUGAACUUAGUUUGUAAAGUCUGUUGAAUGUUGUAUUUUUAUAUGUAUAAAAAAAAAAGAAUAGCUGCAAUUUUUCAUCAGCAUCAUGUAUACGUUUUCCAAAUUUUCUGGAAUAAUGACAUGCUGUAUCGGGGACAUGACAGAUGUAAUAAGUUUGUUCGUGAACAGCUUUUUCCGGUUCUGAAACGUUACACUGUUGCCCCUAGUAUCACACAUGUUGAUGAUGUUUUACAGAAAUUGAAUAUUGUAAAUAUAAUUUGAAAAGAUGCAGAUUGUUUAGAAAUUGUUAAUACUGAUUUUUAUCAGUUGCAUUAAGAUGUUUUAAUUUUUUAUCAAUGGUAUGGUGGAGUUUUUUUGACAAAUUUUUAAGGUCUUUUAGUGUGUACAGUUUUUGGAUUACCACGUGAUGAAAGUCAUCAAACGUUUUUGAGAGCCAACACAUUGUGGCAGGCUGUUACCUCUAGUGUAGGCCAUGAUGGAUAUUAUUUGGCAUUGCACAUUCUAUUAAAUAAUUAAAUAUCUCCCUCGGUAAAUAUCAGAGAAAAACAUAAUGCAAGCAUUUGAGUAUGAUGUAGGCAACAAGCAUUAAAUGCUUGUUAACAUAGAAUUUGUAUUAUAUCUAUAAAUAUAUAUAUAUAAUUGUAAAGAGAGUAUGUUAUUACAUUUAUUAUUAAUAUAGACAGAAAAGAUAUAUAAUAUAUUUAAUUUAAAAAGAAAAAAUUGAUAUUUAUAAAACUUAAAAAAAAAAAGUCUGUGCUAUUAUGCUCGGAUAUGAUGCUUAAUUUUUCCAUUAUUUUAUUACCAUUUGUUGAAUGUUGGUACUUUAAGUAAUAUGCUGCUAUAAAUGAUUUACCAGAGUAUUGUGCUGCAAUAUAAUUUCACUGCUUGUUGUUUAGAAGUGGAGUUAAAAUAAUUUGUGGCUUUGUAUUUGUAUUGAAGAGAGAAUGGUUAGAUUGAGGUGUGUCAUGUUGACUUCUAUUUAUGUGUUUUUAUGUUUGUGUUCUGUCGUUCACAGAUUUUCAGUAACAGCCGUGCCCUCUCCACCGGAUAGUAAACAUCAAUUUCAGAAAUAAUUUAUUUGUAGAAAUUCCGAGUAGUGAUUCCUUCCAGAAUAGUUAAUACCUUAAGAUUGGUUUAAACUUGUGAUGCUGAGUGUUUGUGUGAAAGUGUUUUACAUUAUUAUUUACACUAUGCAUAGUAGUGAAAAAUUUAGAAUAGAGGUUUUAUAAUGAGUCCUGGUAAAGUUUACAGAAUUAUGUUACUGUGAAUGAAAGUGUUAUUUUCAGUUCGAAGUUAAUUGGUUUUUGCAGUCAGGCUUGCUAAUAAAUUGGGUGUUCUGUGAAGUAAAAAAAAAAGUUGAAGUGUGAGCUAUGUAUUGAAGCAACUGGCUUUGCAAAUGUCUCAUUGUGUGGCCCAUUAUCUUAUGUAACCAUAAACAGUUUUUUUUUGUGCAGUUUUGUGACUGUAACAUUGCCAGUAUCAGCUCUGUAUCUUUUAUUUGUAGAUCAAGUGUAUUGGUGGUGUUUUCAUUGCAAACUGAGUUGUUCUAUCUUUUUGACCGUCAGUGGAUGUCAGAUUUUUCAUUGAUGCCAGUGUUUUAUGAGAUGCAAAACUUUUUUUUUUUUAAUUUUGUGUCAGUACAACUGUAUAUUAUAUUUCAGAAUGUCUUUGGUGUAAGCACUGCACAGCGUACACCAUCCAUAAUCAAAAUAGUUCUAAUACAUUUAUGUACUAUUUAUUAGGAUAGUCAUGUAUGUGUACUUGUGUUCAAUGCAUUUUUUAGUAAGAGAAGACAUUGCACACUUCAAACCUUUGUAAUUAUUAAAGUGAUUGAUUUAUUUUCAUAAUUUUGUUAUUGUGUAUGAAAAUUGAACAGGUUUGAAAGUUAAAGGUCACUACUUUGUACCAAUGUUAAUAAAAGUUUUUGAUGGGAUCUUGCCUGUUGUAUGUAGUUUGAAGUAAACUUGUAAAGGGGAGUUUAAUCUCGACCUGUUAAAACAUAAUCAGUAUGUGUGGCUCUUAUCGAGACAAGCAACAGUAAAUCUGGUCUUGCCCCAGCUUAUUCAACUAUCCCAGACAUACAUAUCUACAUAUCCUUCAUGCUAAGCACAAACUUUAAGUGUAAUUAUUUUAUAACAUAAUAAAAAAAAACAUUAAUGAGAAAGCAGAAUCUUGUGAUGUUUGUAAUUGGUUAGCACUUAUCACUUUCACUAUGUAUGUAUAUAUGUAUACUCUAAAAAAAUUUGUCCAACUUACAAAAAAACAAACUUUUUUUUCCAUAGGAAUAAUGCCUUGAAGGAGAGAUGGCUGGGGGAGGUAAAUUGAACGCAAGGUUCAAAUAUUUUAAUAAAUGCAAAAACACAUUUUGUAAGUUGAGUAUGUUAAAUGUGGUUAAACUGAGUGCAGGGUAAAUUAAAGCUUAUUUGCUUGCUUGUAUAAUAUGUUUUUGAACGAGAGCUACGAAACCAGUUUAUGUUGUGGAUACAGGGACCAUGUUUAGUCAUGUGCAUGAGACCAUCAUUGGCUUACAGUUUCACGAUACAACAGACAGAUUUGGUUGAAUGUAAACAAUUAAAUGUGCAUCAUACACACAGUUUCUUGUUAAAAAAAAAGUAGGUUAAAAAGUAAUUUAAAGCAUAAAAUAUAUACAUGCAUUAGUACCAAAUGAAUCAAACAUUUGACACCAGGGUCACUUCACGGGUGUUGUUGAGUGUGCGUGGACAUAAUCACCGUGUGAUAAGGGCGACACGGACCCAGCUAGACUCAGUGUGUGACGUGGUCCUGGUGUGGCAAAAUUUGAGACAUGAUCCUACUUGUAAUGCCUCGUGCAAAAACCUGGUCCACUCUCAGCAUCAGACACGCUAAAACUAAACGCAUUGCUCUUUAAGGCGACCCACACACAAUUCUACGUUUCACACUUCCGUUCCUCACGUUUGGUAACAUUUAAACAAACCAAUAGUUAAAAACACAUAAAAAAAGUCCUGCGGCAUGAAUCAAGUUAGUUAAAGUCCAGUGCACUCACAUGGCUGGACGAUAUCUUCCUGUUAAUUACAAGAGUUCAGUGCAGGGUUGAAAUUCAAUUAAGUUGAGCAGCCGGCGUCCAGAAGCGGGCCCCGAGGGUGAAAGAUAGAAUUGAGUAUAAUUUAAGGAUGAACAGUAUUAAUAAAUCAGUAGCGCGCAAUGAUGUCCCCGGGCUGACACGUCCGGCCUCUGGUUGCGAUCAAGUUUGACGGGGGGAAAACAAUGGCCGCAGCUUGCGCUGGGCACCGUCCCCACGCCAAGAUACAAGAGCCGUUAGGUCGUUCAAAAAUUUUGCCACAGACAUUAAAAGUAUAAGGCGUAAAACACUUCACAAACAUUAGCAUUUAUACAAACCCUUUACAUUAUUGGUGAUUUGAAAUACAAAAAUUAUGAAAAAUUAUCACUCAGGAGGACAUUCGGAAUAUCUUUGUCUACCGGGAGAUAAAUAAAUUAAAAAGAAAAUUAUUCAUGUAGUUGUUCAUAACAAAAAAAGUAACAAUGACAACAACUACUGCUUUAAUUAAUAUUUAGAUGGUGUCAGCACCUGCUGACUAGCCAUCUUCCUCUCGGGUGAAGACAUGCUGUUCAAAAAUGGUCUUUCACACAUCACACGUACAUUACUAGUAGAAAGUUUGAAAUAUGAAGGAAUUGGGGUGGGCGGAGACACAGAGAGAAGCCCCUGAACAACAUGAUGUUAUGUCAUUGCAUUGAAACUCGGAUGUACCAAAGGGAUGCAAGAUUUUGUAACCUCAACGGAGAACCGAGUUUGGUAUGGCACAUCUAUUUGCCAAACAAUUCAAUACUGGUCCCAAAAAUUUUCUACUGAAAAAAUUGAAUGUGUUAUCUACAUCCAUACUUAGUCUAUGGUUUUUACUACCUAACAGCUAAGGAAUUCUUCAUUUAAAAAAAAAAAUACUUUUUAGGCAAACCUAGCACACUGUCAUCAGUUAGGAAGAUCCUAAUGGUCACCACAUUUUGGAUAUCAUACGGGCAGUCUUCACCGUUUUAAGCCAACUGAAGACUGACAACAUGCCUUUGUUAAAAUAAUAAUGCAGAGUUAUUUCUGGCUCAGGCCAUUCCAUUUAAUGGGUAAGAAGUGUUUGAAAUUUACAAUGUUGCUAAAAUACUGUAUUUUAUUGUAUAAUCAUCACAUACUUUAUGCUAAAGUUUGAAAAGUAGAGGUGCAAUUUUUUUUGUGAGAAAAGCAGUGUGUUCGAAAGCAUGCCAAACAGAUUAAAUUAAUUAUUCAUUUAUCAAUUUGUUAAAAAAAAAAAAUCUUUGAUAAUGCAUCUGUAGUCAUUCACGAGUCUUUCCAUUGUAACAUGCAAAAGAAAAAACCAAAAUAUUAAAUGUACGCAAUUGGUUUAAAUUAAACACUGUAUUGGUAAAAUAAAUAAUUUAACUCACCAGAAAUACUUAGCAUCACUUAUUUCCGUGCUUGAUGGAAAGUUCCUUCCAAUGAGGUGUUUGUCAUCGAAUUGUCACCAUCGCCAUUAACAGCAAAGGCCUAGGGAAAAUUCGUGGCCAGAUGCUCUGUUUCCAUUUUGUUCACCUUCAAGAAUUACUUUUAGAUUAUAGCCCGCGCUAUAAUUUCUAUAUUUUCUCAUAACUACCGCACUGCCUGACUGCAGCUUGAAAACUGAUUACUGUCGCACAGUGCUUCGUCCUGUGAUCUUUGGCGAGGUCAUGUUUACUACAAAGCACUCCGAAUCUAAGAGCAAGAUCAAAAAAUUAAUGAGAUUUUUAUGCAAUAAAUAUUUUAUUAAAUUUUGACAUGCUAAAAUAACAGUAGCGACUAUUAUGCGAUAAAACACAGUAUUUAGUCAAUUUUAUUAUUUUUUUUUCCCAAGUGUUUCCCAUGCAAAAUGUUUUUGCUCAUUAAACAUGACCCAGAUAAGCCAAUAAGUAUUUUUAAAUUAUUGGUUUAUUUCAAAUGGUUAAAAAAGUUUUUGUAGAUACCCAACUAUGUUACACUAUUAUGAAAGCUGGCAUAUUUGAAGUUGAAAUGCUUGUGUAAUUUCACAUAGAAAUGAAGUAGUUUGAAACGGAAACUGUAGUCUUUAAACAUAGGAUUGUUUUCCCAUCUUCCAGAAUUUGGUUCAGAUGCAAUGUUGCAUUCAUGGUAGCAACUGGUCGUGUAACUUUUAGGUCUAUACACCGAUCGUAAGAUCCUACAACCAGUGAUUGUGGGCAGCUGUGAUCACAAAGGCAUCCCACUUUUACAUUGUGGUAAAGUUCAUGAGAGAAAAAGGUUCAAUUUGCACUGGCACAUGUUUGGCAUGAGGAGAAUUCAAUAAUAUUCAAUAUGUGUACGAAUAAUUUCAAAGUAAGCAAUGUUUAUGGUAUAUAAUCUAAGAGUAUGUUUGUAUCUCAUACUGUGACAUGAUUCAAAAACUUUUUUGUGGUAAAAAAAAUUACAUUCCAAACUUAAAAUUUCAAAUUUAAAAAGCUAAAUGUAGAUUUGUAAAAACAUAUUUCAUAAAUAAAUUAAAAUCAUGUUGUGAAAAUUUUGUUAUUACCUAUUAUGAAUUUUACAGUUUUUUUUUUUUUUUAAUGCUGUUGUGACUGGGUAUAAUUAUUGUCAAAGUUAUACUAAUUCUAUUUAUAUUGUGUUAUUGGAUUCUGUGAAAAUUCCAUGAUUCCAUUAUUAUUAUUAUUAUUAUUAUUAUUAUUAUUAUUAUUAUUAUUAUUAUUAUUAUUAUUAUUAUUUUGCUUACCUCGUCCUGUGAACUCCUGCAUUUUCCCCAUUUUUUUUAUACUUUAAAAGUUAAAAAAUAUGUAUAGCCUAGCAUAGUGAAGUAAUAGUUGUUGCUCGCUCAGUUCUUCACUUAUUUUGAAGUGAUUGCAUUUCAAGUCUUUGUAAUUAGGAAAUUUUAUUCUUAAUAACACACUUCAUGAGGAUGUUAUUGUGGUUUAUCUUCAAACUUGAGCACAGCACAGUCAUGCAGUGUUGUGAUGGGGAUUUUUUUUUUUAAAACUAUUACCGUACAUUAAUAAAAAAAUAAAAAUAUUAAAAAUUCUGUGCACAAAUCUACUUGAGUGUAGUUCGUUGGUUGAGAACAGAUAACAUUUGUAUCCAUAAAUUUUCUCUCAUCAGAAGGAUAAGUGGCAUAAAUGACUAGUUAUGUGUAGAUUGUUACAGUUAUCUUGAAUGAUAUUUAUGAGGUGUCGAACAGGAAAAAUAUCAGAAUUUUAGCAAACUAAAUUUAGAUUUUGGACUUCUGUAUUUGGCAAAAAAAACUUAAAUGUUAAUUUCCAACCAUAUUUACUUUGCUAAUGCAUCAGAUACAAGAUUUUAUGAUUUUAUUGCAAUUCACCAUAAAUCCUGUCUCUAAUCAUCAAAUGGACUGUCAUUUCCAUAUUUUACUAAUUCAGAUUUGAUUUUGUUACACAGAAUUUUAUUUUAAAAAAAUAUGAGUCUUUCAGUACUCACCACUCGUGUGUAACAUGUAACCUCGGUAACGAGCAAAUUCAUGUGUUCUCAUGCUGCAAAUACACUUAUAAUAUGAAUCUCGGACACAAAAUUUAACGUAGAAUUCUUUAAAAUAAUGCAGAGCAUGAUAAAUAUACAGAAAUUGUGUUUUCAACUAAAAUUUUGGCCGCAAAUCAACUAAAAUUUUGGCCACAAAUCGCACAUAGUUUCUGCACCCACCACUAGAAUUAGCUACCAGAGCAGCUCCAUCGAAUAUCAAAUCAUUCUAUUUAGAGAGUUAAAUUUUAAUCUAUAUGUAUAUGAAACUGCUGUAAUAAAAGCGAAAAAGACUUGAGAAAAUAUUAAACCUCUUCAUUGAACCUGAUUUUUUUAAAAAGGAAUUUUUUUUUAAUUUUGCCCAUCUCGUUAAAAUUCCUUAAACAGUUAAUACUAUAAAGUUUCCCUUUGGCUUUGUGAGGUUUGGUUUGCACCAUUCGCCACAGAUGGCAGCACCAUGGUUGUUGCACAUUUCCAUUCCUGGACUUUCAUCGCAUUCACGAAAUACUCUCACCAAAUUAUGUUUACCAAAAGCUAAGAUGUAACAUCAAUAAAAAAAUUUUACUUAUCUAACAAUCUGUGCAUUAUUACUGUUUUAUUUCUCAUAUAUGCAUGCUUUAUGAGAUGCUUCUUAAUUAAUGAUAAAAAUGUUUAGUUCAAAUGUCAGCCUUAUUUUUAGAGUUUUGUGGAACAAUGUUGUAGGUUGUUCAAUUCAUUUAGGUGAACCUUAGGUAAGUGUUUCAUUAAGAGACAUGUUACUACAUUAAAAUUUUUAUGAAAUUGCAGUGUUUGGAAUAAUUUAAGACAUGAAGCUGAAAUCCUUUAAUAAUUUUUUUUUUUUUCUGUAUAUAACAGUGGUGUGUUAAAUAGUUAACCAAAUGUGUAAAUCCAGUAAGUAAUUUUUUCCUAAUGUGAAAUAUUGUGUUUAAUGUUAAACAAUCAUAUGAUUUUCUUUGAACAUGAAAAGCAUAAAUGCAGUGUUCUAAGUAUUUUUUGAUGUUGUAACAUUAUUGUUUUUAGAGUCAAAAUUUCAAAAUUGAGCCACAAAUAAUUUUGUGAUUUCUAUUUUAUUAUUUGGUGUCAAACUAAAAUUUCAAAUCAUCUACAUUAAAAAUAUAUUUGAAAUAUGUUCAAUUAAAAUAGAUUGGUUCCAAACUUUGUUCGUGGAUCUUUUAUUAUGUACCUACAUAUUUUGGUGUUAUUUUGCUGAGAAGUUAUUUGUGUGCAAUCAGUUUUUCGUACUAUCUUUUUUGGAUACUCAUCUGGUUAAAGGACAGACGAAUACAACCUGAUAAGUGAGAUGUAAAUAAUUUGAAUGUUACUUGUUCAGUAAUUGACCAAAGCAAGCAAUAAUGGUUAAAGUGGCAGAUUUUACCAUAGCAAUGCAAUAUUGUCUGAUUUAUUAUCAAUUAGGUGGGAUAACCAGAGCAGAAUGUACAAAAUUGUCUUUAUGUAAGGUCGUUGUCCACAAAUGAAUCUUUCUUGAAAGAAAAAAAUCCUUUUUAAAGGGCUUUCAUUAUGGAAUGGUAUCAAAUACAUUUUCUGUGGAAAAUUUUUUUUUUUUUUUACUCUUUCAUUUGUGAUUUUUUUAAACACUCAGUCACUUGUGGCUUUCAAUACCUAAUAAUUAUGGUGUGUUACGUAGUAUAGUGUGUGUUUGUGCUCUUAAGAAAAAUGAAAUUUCUGAAAGAUAUAUUUUGUUGGUACCCUCAGUAAUCUAUUUGAAUAUUUAACAUUUAAAUGAUAAUGUAGGAAUACUAAUUUAGAGCUAAUUUUUGUACAGUGUUUACCCAUACGUUUAAAUUUUCUGUUUCAAGUUUUGCAUCUCAUUCUUCAGAGUCUGAUUUGCAUGCAAUGUGUUCUUUAAGUAUUGCACUCUGGCCAAGGCAAUUAUUUUUUUAUAUCGAGGUAGGGUGUCUACUGCAAGAUCCCGCUGUUCACCUGGAAGUUGAGAAGUGAAUUUUGUAGAAAUGACUCUGUUCCCUUGGCAUGCCAAGAUUGAGAAAUUGUCACUAACAUGUAUCAAAUCACUUAAAAUUGUGGAUUAAGCAUAAUGUGUGUGUUGUUUUCCUGAUAAUGAGAUUAUGUUCUUGCUUGUUGUCAUUUGUUUUAUAAAUGUCAAUGGGUAGAUAUAAAAGGAACUAAAUUUUGCUAUCAUACAUAUAUAUAUACAAUAUACAUACAUAUAUAUAUUUUUACUACCAUUUGUGAUUGUGUAAACUGUUUUCUCUAUCAAAAAUUAACUAGCUACUAGUUUCCUACUUUCUAUGACUAAUCAUAUGCAUAUUAUAAUCAUGUGUGUGUUCCUUGUGCUUCAUUGAGUCACCCUGCAUAUAAUGUAGUACAAUAGAGUGCGUACAUUAGAUUAAAUGCCUUCCGUAGGUGCCUUUGCAUGCAUGUAUGUUCUUUUGAUGAUGGGAAGAAAUAAAUGAAAUUUCGUGAAUAUGUGGCUGCAUACAAAUUGUAUUAGGUGUUCUUUUUAUUAUUAAGUUUUACUGUAUCUUGAUUGUGUUAUUUGUUCGAGUCCUUUUUCUGACAUUGUCUGUUUCUAUCUCUUGGAGAAUAAAUGUGUGAUACCUCUUAA
Messenger RNA from Bacillus rossius redtenbacheri, 15229 nucleotides. RefSeq names its product nascent polypeptide-associated complex subunit alpha, muscle-specific form-like. The transcript is spliced from 8 exons. Gene Ontology annotation, molecular function: chromatin binding; transcription cis-regulatory region binding. Gene Ontology annotation, cellular component: chromatin silencing complex. Gene Ontology annotation, biological process: heterochromatin formation; negative regulation of DNA-templated transcription. The coding region runs from base 1992 to 5420 and encodes 1142 amino acids. NCBI's taxonomy places the organism in Eukaryota, Metazoa, Arthropoda, Insecta, Phasmatodea, Bacillidae. The record is from RefSeq and is a predicted model, not a curated record.